Messenger RNA from Erinaceus europaeus (western European hedgehog), 1108 nucleotides. It is a transcript of the gene NDUFAF5, whose product is annotated as NADH:ubiquinone oxidoreductase complex assembly factor 5. Lineage: Eukaryota; Metazoa; Chordata; Mammalia; Eulipotyphla; Erinaceidae. The transcript has 11 exons. The record is from RefSeq and is a predicted model, not a curated record. Gene Ontology annotation, cellular component: mitochondrion. Gene Ontology annotation, biological process: mitochondrial respiratory chain complex I assembly. Gene Ontology annotation, molecular function: S-adenosylmethionine-dependent methyltransferase activity. Bases 46 to 1089 code for a protein of 347 amino acids.
GACGGCGCAGGCGCACAAGAAGCACGUUGGCUAGUGGCGUGGGCGAUGGAGAUGCAGAGCUUGGCAAGACUCUGUGUCUUGUGGAGAGGGCCUUUGGCCGCUGGGGUCCCGGCCAAGAAGCUCGGUUUCAGGAAGUUCGUCUCCAGCGUCUCUCCCCCAGGCAGAGCAUCUUCUAGAGCCUUAAAUAUCUUUGACCGAGAUUUGAAGAGAAAACAGAAAAAUUGGGCGGCCCGGCAACCCCAGCAUAGCAAGUUUGAGUACCUGAGGGAGGAGGUUGGAAGUCGAAUUGCAGACCGUGUAUAUGACAUAGCCAGAGAUUUCCCCCUUGUUUUGGAUGUUGGUUGUGGAAGAGGUUACAUAGCACAACAUUUGAAUAAGGAAACUGUUGGAAAGUGCUUUCAAACAGACAUUGCAGAAGCUGCUCUGAAAAAUACCUUAGAAAUGGAAAUUCCUGUUGUCAGUGUUUUAGCUGAUGAAGAAUUCCUUCCCUUCCAAGAAAAUACAUUUGACCUGGUAGUUAGCAGCUUAAGCUUGCAUUGGGUGAAUGACCUUCCUAGAGCACUUGGACAGAUUCAUUAUGUUUUAAAACCAGAUGGUGUGUUUAUUGGUGCAAUGUUUGGAGGCGACACGCUGUUUGAACUUCGGUGUUCCUUACAAUUAGCAGAAACAGAAAGGGAGGGAGGAUUUUCUCCACAUGUGUCUCCAUUCACUGCUGUCAAUGACCUAGGACAUUUGUUGGGGAGAGCUGGUUUUAAUACACUUACCGUGGAUACUGAUGAAAUUCAAGUUAACUAUCCUGGAAUGUUUGAAUUGAUGGAAGAUUUACAAGGUAUGGGGGAAAGUAACUGUGCCUGGAAUAGAAAAUCCUUACUGCACCGAGACACAAUGCUGGCAGCUGCAGCAGUCUAUAGAGAAAUGUACAAAAAUGAAGAUGGUUCAAUACCUGCCACUUACCAGAUCUAUUACAUGAUAGGAUGGAAAUACCAUGAUUCACAGGCAAGACCAGCUGAAAGAGGUUCAGCAACUGCAUCAUUUGGAGAGCUAGGGAAAAUAAAUAAUCUUAUGUCUCAGGAGAAAAAGUCACAAUAAAUAUUUUACAUGGUGUUAA